GAUACAUUGCUGGGUGUUCGGAUCAUCAAAUCGGUACAACCAAAAAGAGAAAAAAAAAGCGGCGCCAAUCCAAAAAUUGAUGGAAAGGCUUUUCCCUUCAAGAGUUGUUGCAAGUCAAGUUUAUUGUAGUAGCUGGCCAUCAUGUACGACUUUAUGGAAUAUUGUCUUCGAAGCUACUAUCGUUCCACAGGUUGGAACGAAGAGAACCAGUAUUCGAAUCUGUGCAUGUGGUCGAGAGCUUUAUUGGACUUUUACACCCCACGAGGCUUGUCACUUUAUUUCUCCAAAUUGCCAACACCGCAAUUCAAACCCUCCUAUACCAUGAGCGCGCUACCUUCACUUCACGGCAGCAUCGGUUACUUGUACACUUCUCAACCUCUCGAUAUUGGCACCAGCGGCACCGUCGAUUUCCAGGAUAUGGUCGAUCGCUUUCGUAUUGUUCACCCUUCUCCAUCUCCAGAUACUCCAACAAAACAUUACCUUUUGUACGGCCGCAUGUUCUUACCUGGAGCGCGCCUCGAAGCCAUGUAUGUGCGUCGUAUGUCCCCCCAUCUACAGUGCCUGGUUACGGCCGUCAACAACCCACGCUCAGCCAAUGCUCAGAUAUCGAUGCAGUUACAAUAUGAUGUGGGUAAAUGGUGUUCAGAAUGCUCUUAUACUACGGAUGAUGGAUUAUUGGGACUUCGAGCUCUGUAUAAUUUCGGACCUCCCAGCAACUAUGGGCAAUGGUCGCUUGGCACUGAAGUCUAUUAUGGCAUUGUCGACAAAAGUGGCGGACUUUCUACCGGAUUACGAUACCGUACCCACCCUACCUCGGCGUCGCCUAUUACCGUUACCUAUACCUUGAAUCCUAUUGUGGGCCACAUGUCGUCUGCCUAUGCAGCACAAGUGUCGGACGAAUUAGCGUUGUGCUCAAAGUUUGAUUUCAGUUUUUACUCGUAUGAAAGCGAUCUCGCGUUGGGUUUGGAGUGGCGAACGAAGAAGAAGGGAACCGCCGUAGAACGUGAAAACAAUGUGAUCACGGUGACUCCGGAGAAGACUGAAAAACUGGAGGGAUUAAUCAAGCUGCGGCUGGGUUUCGCAUCGGGAUUGGCGUUAAUGUGGGAGGGACGUUUUAAGAACGCCUUGUUCAGUCUUGGCCUUACGGCCGAUCUAUCCAAUCGAACGAGUCCAAUUCGAACCAUCGGACUAGAAGUACAAUACUUCUCAUAGAUAUCCCACCUGUAUUAUAUUCGUGUAAGCUUUCGUGACUACUUUUGCCAUUGGGAAGUCCUGUCAUCAAGAUACACUUCUUUUCUCUAGAUUUUCAUCUACACGUUUUGCAUUCAUUUUCAUCCACUUUCAUAAAAGAGCGGCCUGCCACACUUGAAUUCACCAUAGAAACUGUAUAAAUGCAUUACAACCAUACUGUGUAUCAGCAGUAACAACAUUGUGUUUCAUAUCCCCAGGGAAAAGAAACCCGGAGAUGCAAUUCGUCCGAUUUAUCCCAAGCCGUACACCCGCUGUGCAAUGGAUGCCACCUGCUACUGGACGUCGCCCCCUUACAUUGAGCGACAUUCGUCAGACAAAAGC
Radiomyces spectabilis is the source of this 1572-nucleotide messenger RNA. RefSeq lists its product as uncharacterized. The coding region runs from base 142 to 1212 and encodes 356 amino acids. Gene Ontology annotation, biological process: protein insertion into mitochondrial outer membrane; establishment of mitochondrion localization; mitochondrial outer membrane translocase complex assembly. Gene Ontology annotation, cellular component: ERMES complex; SAM complex. The record is from RefSeq and is a predicted model, not a curated record. NCBI's taxonomy places the organism in Eukaryota, Fungi, Mucoromycota, Mucoromycetes, Mucorales, Radiomycetaceae. The transcript has 5 exons.